Molecule: messenger RNA, 3581 nt
Organism: Athene cunicularia (burrowing owl)
Lineage: Eukaryota; Metazoa; Chordata; Aves; Strigiformes; Strigidae
Gene: FBF1
Product: Fas binding factor 1
Exons: 27
Coding region: 14-3211 (1065 amino acids)
Biological process (GO): establishment of epithelial cell polarity; cilium assembly
Cellular component (GO): ciliary transition fiber; centriole; ciliary basal body
Source: RefSeq, a predicted model, not a curated record
ACCCGCAGUCCAGAUGCCCCUGCACACCGCGGCCCCAGUGCAGAAGAGGAAGGAGCUCGUGUUUGAAGAUGAUGACGAUGACCUGAUGGAUGCACUGGGACUUGGCAGCAGCCCAGGAAGAGAUGUCAAGCAGUGCAAAAAUGCAGAAGAAGAGGAGGUCCGGCCAGCCCGCGCCAAGCUGGAGGAGUUGCUGGGAAGAGGCUCCGUGGACAGAAUGCUGGAAGAGCCAGGCCUGGGAGAGCGCCAGGAGGUCAAACUGGCAAAGGAGUUCCAAAAGCAGCCAGCAGCUCCAGAGGAGGCAACCACUAAAAGUAACCCAGUGGAGGAGGAGGACUGGCUGAGUGCUGCCUUAUCGCAAAAGAAAGCCCAAGUGCAGGCGAAGGCCCAGGAGAGGAGUGCCAAGCCCUCGGAAGCACCAGGCGAGGGGCUGAAACCCCAGUCUCCUGUCAGCCGGCCAGCAGCCUCCCCAGGAGCACGGCCACAGGCAGCCGCCGUGCAGGAUGAGGCAGCAAACACAGACAGCUCCAGGCCACUGCCCCCCUGGCUCAGGACCACGACACAAGCCUCAACUCAGCCAUCGGAGGCAGCACAGGGGGAUCCGUCCAGAGACGCCAGCGCCCCGGUCCCCACAGCUUUGUUUCCGAGAGAGCAGGAGACACAGGACGCUGCCCCGCUGGCUCAGGCAGAGUCCCCAGCCCAGGGCUUGCUGUGUGAGAGGAGGCUGGGGGCUUCCACUGCCCAGCCCCACAAGGAUGCAACGGGCUGUCAAGCAGCACUGCUCCGUGCCCAGGCCCGUGUGGCAGAGUUGGAGAGCCAGGUGCGGACAUUGGAGCUGGCACGGGCUCAGGACAAACUCUUGUUGGAGGUCCUCUGGCGGCGGCACCAGGAGGAUCUGGAUCUCCUCGAGAGCACCCACAGGAGACAGUUGAAGGUGUUGGAGGAGACCUACAGGCAGCGAGAGCAGAGGCUGCGGCAGGAGAAUGAGCAGCUGGUGGCUCAGCUCCUGUCGCAGAGGCAGGAGGCGGAGCAGGAUUGGGCAGAGCUGGAGCAGCUUCGAGAGCUGCAGAGGGUGUCUGCGCAGGAGCUGCGCAGAGAGCGUGAGCAGCGGCUCCAGCAGCUGAAGUGCCUGAAGGACCAGGAGGUCGAGGCGGUGACCAGCUCCACUUCGCACACCAGGACUCUGAACGGUGCCAUGGAUCUGAUGGAGAAGCUCUCAAGCAAGCUGCAUGACAUGGUACAGAAGGUGGAGGCCACACAGCAGAUGGCCUUUCAGGACCUGGCCACGAGGGCACAGAUAGAGGAGAAUCAGCUCAAGGUGCUCGAGGACAGACUGUCACUUCAGCAGAAGGAGGCGAAGGAGAAUCGGUGCCGACUCCAGGAGGCGGUGGCUAAACUGGAGGCCAGGCUGGAUGAGCAGACUAGGCUGCUGGAGCAGGAGCGACAGAGGGUGUUUGCGGAGCGCUCCAGAGCAGAAUUGCUGGAGGAGGAGCAACAAGUCUUGAACCAGCAGCUCUCCGCAGAACAAGCAGAGCUGGAGAGGAUGAAGGUGAGGUGGGGCGGAGAUUUGCAGGUGCUUUUCACAGGUCCUGUGAGUCUGAGCGGGGCUGCACUGCAGUGUGUGGUGGAGGAAGGAGCUGGGUGCUGGGCUGCAGCAUCCUUCCUCUGCCUCCUCAAUCCCACACCCAGUUGUGUGGUGAAUCGCCUUCAGACCAACCUUCUGGCACACAGCCGGAACGGUGUCCGGUUCCAGCUGCGCUCUGCAAGCGGCGGCUCCCCGGGCCGAGGAGAGUCGAGGCGAGGCGGCAGCGGCUCCCCGGGGCGAGACGAGGCGAGGCUACGAAACUCCAGAGCAGUUUCCACGGUUCGUACCCUGGGGCGCGUUCCCUUCGGUGUCCGUCGGUGCUUUGUUGUGGUGGGAAUGCGGGGCCAGAAUUGGGGGCAGCGGGCUCGGGUGAGGGUCCAGGAGUCUGUCGAUGACCUGCUUGACGACCUCCUGGGAUAUGAGGACGACGAAAGCCCCGUGACUUUUACAAGAAGUUUCCGUCCGGCCAGGGGCAGCAGUGGGAGAGCCCGGGGCACCAGCUCAGUGGCCAACCAGAAGUCCCACGUGGUGGAGGAUUUCUUCAAUAGAUUCCUUGCAGAUGACUUGGAAGGUGCAGAGGGAUCCAGAGUCUCCAGUGGAGAGCCCCAAGGUCUGCUGCAGAGCCUGACGGACUUGGACGACUUGGAAGCUGAUGUGCUGGGAGCGUCAAGAGCUGGUUCUGAGCCAGGGAAGACAACUGUGAAAGUGCUCGAGGACAGACUGUCACUUCAGCAGAAGGAGGCGAAGGAGAAUCGGUGCCGACUCCAGGAGGCGGUGGCUAAACUGGAGGCCAGGCUGGAUGAGCAGACUAGGCUGCUGGAGCAGGAGCGACAGAGGGUGUUUGCGGAGCGCUCCAGAGCAGAAUUGCUGGAGGAGGAGCAACAAGUCUUGAACCAGCAGCUCUCCGCAGAACAAGCAGAGCUGGAGAGGAUGAAGGAGCGGGCAGAACUACAGAUCCAGGUCCGCAUGCUGAGAGCCAGGGAGGAGCAGCUGGAGAGGAACAAGGAGCUGCUGGACAAGACCUGGCAGGAGCUGAAGGCGGAGAGGAAGAAUGUAAAUGGGGCUGCACUGCGUGUGCAGCAGCAGGAGGAGGAGAUGAGAAGCAUGACCGAGGUCUCCUUCCAGAAGUAUAAGGAAGGGCAGCAAGCCCUGCAGGAGGCACAAAGAGUCGAGUCCCAGCAUGAGUCCAGGCUCCAGGCCCUGCAGCAGCAUUUAGAUCGGGUCCGGCAGCAGGAAGAGUGUCUGCACCAGGAUCGGCUGAGCAUGGCUCAGCAGAGGAGCCAACUUCAACAGCUGCGCCAGGAGCUGUCCAACAGCCCCAUGAUGGUGCAGACCCCAGGCCGGAACUCCAGUGCCCCUCUGACAGGCUCCUCCAGUGUGCCGGGCUUUCCACCUGCCAUCGGGAGCCCGGGAGGUAUCCAGCAACUCCUGGCCAGGGCCAGCUCCACCGAGUUUAGUGCCUGCCACCGUGGUGAUAAUGAAGUUCCGAUCCCUUCAGGACAGUUAUUACUUCGAAAACGAACAGCUCUUCUUGCAGUCCCUGAAGAAAACUCCCUACAGAGUUGUUUCUCUGGCAAGCUGAAGGGGUGGCAUCCCCACGUCAUGUCCAGGGGAUGGCUGAGCAAAUAAACCCAUCUUCACAUGUUGAGGAGUGUUCCUGUAUUUAUUGAGGCCUGGGUGCUUGGUGGGCCUUUCCACAAAUGAAGCACAGCAACAGCAGGUUUUUGUGCUGCUUUUAUACCCCAAAAUCAAAGGGUUUUCCAAAUACACCUAUUAAAUACUGACUGGUUUGUGAUUAACAUACUUCAUGCUUCUACUACUAUGUGUGCUCAGGGAAAGGGUCUCAACCUGGGCAGCGGUCUUUUUGACCUCUGUGUGUGUGUAUUUUAGUAUUAUAGUGAGGGUAGUUCACUUCCAGGACACCCAAAAGUUGUUUCAUUGCCACAUGAAUUUAAUCGGUUGUUCACUGUGCCAGGUUGUCCCCUAUUUCAUCCUCAGU